AUGUGGCUAUUCCGGGUCUUCUCGUCGGCCAUCUUCCUCGCCGUCACCGUCUCCUCCAUCCCGCUGGCCUUUGACGUGGGAGGGAAGACGUGUGGUCUGGCCUUUUCCCUAUCCCUAGCGACCUUCUACUUCCUCUUUUCACUAUUGCGCCUCACCACCCCGGAUCGCUCAUGGGUUCGCGCGUCAAUCGUCACUCUCGUUCGCUCCACACAAUGGAUUCUGAUCCCGAUUCUGUUAAUUUGGUCCCUGAAUCGCUUUUCUGUCGACCCGGAUAAUGCCAGUGGAUGGGUAGAGCGCACCUUUACCGGAAAUCACGCCCAGGAUGGUUCUAUUCAGGAAUGGCUCUUUGGUCGGGGUGGCUUGGUCGAAUCAGCGACUCUAGGGAACUGGGAUCGACUUCUGCGAUGGUCUACACCCGUGUUCCAGUUGGCAGAGGGGUUCUGCAGUCUUUUGGUUAUCCAAGCUGCAGGCCAAAUCACCCGAUGGCUUGUGAAUCGUGGCGGGCGCAGCGAUAGCUGGAUGAUCGGUCUCCUCGUUCUAUCCGCGACUAUCAUCUCCAGCUCCGUAUAUUUCCUUUGGCGCGUCCUUCAGUUCCCUGAGAUCUCCAACGUGGAUGCGGCCCUCAUCGGUGUCUCUAUCACUUGCGCGGUCAUUCUGUGUGCUUGGGGUAUUGGUAGCGGGCGCGGAAAUCCAGUAGAGAGCUCUUUGCUUUUCGCCUACAUUGUUCUCUGCAUCUACCAGAUCUUUACUGACUACCAGCCCUCAUACCCUCUGGAGCAAGUCCCGUCUCCUACACAAGCUGGCGAUUUUCCCCCGCUUCCACCGAUUCUCAUGGCGUCGUACUCCACACUCAUGCACGCUCUAUCGCUCCUCCCCUCGAUCAUCCAUGCAGCUUUCAAUGUGAUCACCGCUGUCUUCAGUGCCGUCACUCCCUCGGUUCUGAUCUCGCUCUCUUAUCGACUGCUUGUUCUGUAUGCAUCAACACGGAUCAUCCCCGCGGUACGAGAAUCUGGAGCCCGUGCGUUGUCGCAGGAGGCUUCUCUUGAGGACUCAGAUGCAGCUGGUCAGGCCCUUGCGUUUUUGAGCUAUUUCUCUCCGUCCAUUCUCAUUGCCGUCUACACCAGUCUCCUGAUGCAGCAUUUCUCAACCACCUCACAAGCAAUGGGAGGAGACGGCGAGUGGUGGGAUGUUCAAGGUAUUGAAGGGGGCAACCUUUGGCGAUGGAUCAAUCUAGCCUGCACUACAGCGCUGUACGCAGUGGAGCUCUGGCUUGGGGAGAACGAUGAUCUUGAUAAUGGUCUGGCUGGUCACUGGAAGACUGAUUGA
Penicillium angulare is the source of this 1326-nucleotide messenger RNA. Its product is annotated as ICE2 family protein. The transcript is spliced from 2 exons. The record is from RefSeq and is a predicted model, not a curated record. Gene Ontology annotation, cellular component: perinuclear endoplasmic reticulum; cortical endoplasmic reticulum; endoplasmic reticulum membrane. Bases 1 to 1326 code for a protein of 441 amino acids. Gene Ontology annotation, biological process: septin ring assembly; endoplasmic reticulum inheritance. NCBI's taxonomy places the organism in Eukaryota, Fungi, Ascomycota, Eurotiomycetes, Eurotiales, Aspergillaceae.